ACAAUAUCAGCUGCAACAACAAUUGCCGCAGAGGCAGCUCCUGCAGCAGCAGCAGCAACUACACUAUCCAGCAAAGCCACAACUAUCUGCACAAUUUCAAACACAUCAAAUGCCUCAGCUUCACAAAAUGAAUGAUAUAAAUGAUAUCAAAAUGCAACCAGGAAUGGGUGUUAAGCCAGGAGUCUUUCAGCAACAUCUUACAUCAGGUCAACACUCAGCAUAUUCCCAUCAACAGCUGAAACAAGGGAGUGCAUUUCCAGUUUCUUCACCACUACUACUUCAGGUUACAUCUCCUCGGGUUCAGCAGCACUCAUCCCCCCAGUUUGAACAGCAAAAUCAUCUGCCAUUUAAAACAAAACUUGGAACUCCUCUGCAAUAUUCUAAUUCACCCUUUGUGGGACCUACCCCUUCACCCCCUUUGUCUCCAUCUCCUAUGCCAGGAGAAUUUGAGAAGUCCAUUCCUUGUGUUUCAUCAAUAUCAAAUGCUCCAAAUAUUGGACAUCAACAAACAAGGGUUGCAGUAGCGCCAGCUCAAUCACUUGCCAUUGGGAUUCUUGGGAUAUCAGCCUCUCCUUUAUUGACAGAAUUCAGUGAUCCAGAUGGUGUGCACGGUAAUGCUUUAGCCGCCACUUCUGGGAAGUCAACUGUUACAGUGCAGCCUGUUGAACACUUAAUUAAUGUGGCAAAAUCAAUGUCUCCUAGGACAGAUCACUGUCGAAAGACUUAUACAAAAUCAUUCAUAUUCCUCUCACUCUUCGUGAUCAUGACAAUAAUUGGAGGGACUUUUCUUUAUAAUGGAAUAGAGAAAUUCCAAGCUACUGCAAGGGAUGUAUCAGAUGUUCUGGUGUCAAGAGCAAAUACAGUAGCUGAUGUUAUUCAUAAGGUAUUGGUCGAUCUUGAAGCGGCUAAGAACGUUAAAGGGUGCAUAAACAGUAAGUUUAUUACUUCAUUCUGAACCUUUACAAGUUUUUUGUUUUAGCAUCAUGCAAGGCUUAGAAAAUAUGUGGUGUAUUGCUUUAUACUCAUUAAAACUUUCGGUGCAUUGUUGAUUCACCUCAUAUAUCAAAUUUUUUGCAUAAGCUAUAUUUGGGUUGUUAGAAAAAGAGUAAAUAGUACAAGUAGUGUCGACAUAAAGAAUUUUAGCGUCAUCUUUUGAUCACAAUGUGUCAUGUAUAAUAAG
This is a messenger RNA of Cajanus cajan (pigeon pea), 1180 nucleotides long. The record is from RefSeq and is a predicted model, not a curated record. NCBI's taxonomy places the organism in Eukaryota, Viridiplantae, Streptophyta, Magnoliopsida, Fabales, Fabaceae.